CAAUUCAAUCGAAAGUCUGACCUGCAGAGGCAUCAUCGCAUUCACACCAACGAGAGGCCCUUUACCUGCCACAUUGACCAAUGUCGAAAGAGCUUCAUCCAAAGAAGUGCGUUAACCGUCCAUAUCAGGACGCAUACCGGCGAGAAGCCUCAUCAGUGCCUGUAUCCCGACUGCGGCAAAGCUUUCUCCGAUUCGUCGAGCCUUGCGAGGCAUCGCCGUAUCCAUACUGGCAAAAGGCCCUACCGCUGCCCCUAUGCGGACUGCGACAAGAGGUACGUUGACACCGCCCCAUGUUGGCUUUGCCUUUCUAAUAGCCCCUCAAAAGCUUCUGUCGAAAGACAACCCUGA
This is a messenger RNA of Xylona heveae TC161, 348 nucleotides long. RefSeq lists its product as hypothetical. Gene Ontology annotation, molecular function: DNA-binding transcription factor activity, RNA polymerase II-specific; RNA polymerase II cis-regulatory region sequence-specific DNA binding. Gene Ontology annotation, cellular component: transcription regulator complex; PcG protein complex. The record is from RefSeq and is a predicted model, not a curated record. The annotation marks the transcript as partial. Gene Ontology annotation, biological process: regulation of transcription by RNA polymerase II. The transcript is spliced from 2 exons. Lineage: Eukaryota; Fungi; Ascomycota; Xylonomycetes; Xylonales; Xylonaceae.